Salvelinus namaycush (lake trout) is the source of this 894-nucleotide messenger RNA. RefSeq names its product extensin-like. The record is from RefSeq and is a predicted model, not a curated record. Bases 1 to 894 code for a protein of 297 amino acids. Lineage: Eukaryota; Metazoa; Chordata; Actinopteri; Salmoniformes; Salmonidae. The transcript is spliced from 2 exons.
AUGGAGUUUCGCAAACACAACCCGCCGCCCAAACACAACCCGCCGCCCAAACACAACCCGCCGCCCAAACACAACCCGCCCCCCCAAAAACAACCCGCCCCCCAAACACAACCCGCCGCCCAAACACAACCCGCCCCCCAAACACAACCCGCCGCCCAAACACAACCCGCCGCCCCAAAAACAACCCGCCGCCCAAACACAACCCGCCCCCCAAACACAACCCGCCGCCCAAACACAACCCGCCCCCCAAACACAACCCGCCCCCCAAAAACAACCCGUCGCCCAAACACAACCCGCCGCCCCAAAAACAACCCGCCCCCCAAACACAACCCGCCGCCCAAACACAACCCGCCCCCCAAACACAACCCGCCGCCCAAACACAACCCGCCGCCCAAACACAACCCGCCGCCCAAACACAACCCGCCGCCCAAACACAACCCGCCCCCCAAACACAACCCGCCGCCCAAACACAACCCGCCGCCCAAACACAACCCGCCGCCCAAACACAACCCGCCGCCCAAACACAACCCGCCGCCCAAACACAACCCGUCGCCCAAACACAACCCGUCGCCCAAACACAACCCGCCGCCCAAACACAACCCGUCGCCCAAACACAACCCGCCGCCCAAACACAACCCGCCGCCCAAACACAACCCGCCGCCCAAACACAACCCGCCCCCCCAAAAACAACCCGCCGCCCAAACACAACCCGCCGCCCCAAACACAACCCGCCGCCCAAACACAACCCGCCGCCCAAACACAACCCGUCGCCCAAACACAACCCGUCGCCCAAACACAACCCGUCGCCCAAACACAACCCGUCGCCCAAACACAACCCGCCGCCCAAACACAAUAGUAUCCGGGGCAGUAAGCCUAAACACCGGUCAAAGAUGA